This is a messenger RNA of Electrophorus electricus (electric eel), 1162 nucleotides long. RefSeq names its product chromosome 8 CXorf58 homolog (gene c8hxorf58). The record is from RefSeq and is a predicted model, not a curated record. Gene Ontology annotation, molecular function: protein binding. Lineage: Eukaryota; Metazoa; Chordata; Actinopteri; Gymnotiformes; Gymnotidae.
CAUGGAUCUCUGUGAACUUAAAGCUAACUAGAGAUGAUUGUUUGAGCACCACAGGUUCUAAAUUAUUCAUUUGAAAUGAUGGAAUAUGGCCUAAACCGACAGAUGCGCGAGAACUCCGCCAGGAAAAUCCAGGCAUACUGGCGAUCCUACCAAGAUCGGCGACUCUUUCGCCUGCUAUUAAACACUGUGCGCUCGGCAGAACAGUGUCUGACCCCAGCAGUUCUACGCCAGCUCAGCCCACGAGAGGCACACCUGCUGAGAGACCCCAGCCUUCCAUGCAAGGUCAGAUUCAGAUUCUCAGGGUCUCAGUUUCCACCUGUAAUUGUGUUCAAGAUUUUCCACCUGGGCCAAGGGAUGCACUACUUGUCGGGAAAAAAGCUCUUCCGGCCUUCUAAUCAAGCCACUGCAGACACCUUUCAGAUAAUGGGGAAGAGGAAGUUUGUGGAACUCAUGACCAAGGACGAGAUUCAGUGGCGUGACCAAGCAAUCUCUGACCCUGCGGACAUCACGUGCAUGAGAGACUACAUGCAGUACUCUAGCCACUUAGACGAGUUACCCAUCCAUCUGGGGGGCAGAGGAAAUACCUGGAGACAUCUGUCCCUGAAAGCGCUGUCCCGGAACUGCCCGAGUACGGAUGGCGUAGCUGACCAGAGAAUAAGCAGUGUGUUGCGCAGCCUGCAGAAUGAGGCCAUCUCAGGACCCAAGGCAGGUGGACAGCUUGCUCUUCCACUGAGGUCCCCGGCUGCACGCCUGUCUUCCAGGGUCUCUAGCUUGGCACCCCAAACCUGCACACGUCACUCUGCCCGGGUACAGCACAUUAGGCGCAUGAGACGCCUCUACACCCCGGGUGAACACGAGAGGGUGUUGGCUAAAGAACAACAAAAGAAAGGCACUCUCAGGACGGACAGGAAUGACAAUUAUCUGGUUACACAAAACAAGGCUGAUGAAAAAUGUAUUCUUUCUGACACACCUCUGCCACUGGCUUCGGAUGAGGUCACGAGUGGCACUUUGCGCGCGUCCGAUUCCGAGUGGGAAGAGGAAGCUGAGAAACUCUGCUACUGGUCCAAUCAGCUUGCACUGGAUGGCAUGGAGCAAGAGGACGAUCUCUGAGCACCUGCACAUUCCAUCAUGAUUAAAAUAAAGUUCCAGUUAUGAAUAUUCA